CUCUCUCUCUCUCUCUCUCUCUCUCUCUCUGCGGAGUUAUCAACGAUUACAACGAUCGACCCUUCGCGAGUUGGUUGGGUACACGCGCGCAUGGACAAAGAAUCGGUAGCCGAUAUAAAUUCGGGGACACGUGUAUCACGAGCGAGAGAAGUCAAUUACGAUCUUUCCUAUAAGGUCUCGCUCGCCCUCGGAUUGGAAGCGGGCGGAUGGGGCGCGCUGGUGGAGCGGACGAGCGCGCACGGAGGCACCGGUGGCACCAUCCUCGGCCACGGCGGCUUCACCGGCCUAGCCGGACUGGUGCGUCGCUGCGGCGUCUGCCUGGCGACAUUCCCGUCGCCGUGGCUGCUGGAGCGACACGCGCUGCUGCAACACGCUGGUCAGACCAGCGACGACAAGCCGUUCACCUGCGAGCAGUGUGGUCAGCGCUACCGCUACCGAUCCGCCUACGUCAAGCAUCGCGAGCAGAACCAUCGCGCGCGGCUACCGGCCGACAAGCUCUUCACCUGCGACGUGUGCGGCAUGCAGUUCAGGUAUCUAAAGUCCUUUAAGAAACACCGCCUCAACCACGCGCUUGAGCGGUUGCAGCGCGCGCCCGAGCCGCAAAGCAGCGUCGUCGUCGUCUCGGCACCGGCCGAGCGCAGCGAUCAGGUCUCCAGCACCGGCGAGCCGUCCCAGAUUGAGACCGGCAGCGACACCACGACGAAUCCGGGCGACGCCGAGGAGAUGCGUGGGGUAUUCUCUGAGAGCGCCCGCGGUGACGAGAGCGUCUCGGAGACCGCGAGCGUUCAAGAGAACCCUGGCGACGCGGUGGAGGUGCAGAUGACGGAGACCACCACCACCACCACCACCGCCACUGGGACCGGCGGGAUUGGCGGUGGUGGCGGCGGCGGCGGCGGUGGUACCAGUAGCGAAGCUGGCGACGUGGACGACAACGCCGUCGACGACGAUCGGCACGAGCCGAGCGAGGCGAUGAUCGAUCUCGCGCGGAGCGUUACUCGCGAGGCCGAUCGUCGCGAGCGGCGCUUUGCCUGCCCGUUCUGCGGCAAGUGCGUGAGAUCCAAGGAGAACCUGAAGCUACACGUGCGCAAGCACACUGGCGAACGGCCGUUCGUCUGCCUGUUUUGCGGCCGCGCUUUUGGAGGCAAGAGCGAUCUAACGAGGCACUUGCGCAUCCACACCGGCGAGCGGCCGUAUCACUGUGAAAUGUGCGGCAAAUGCUUCGCCCGGGCUGACUAUCUUUCCAAGCAUCUCACCACGCACAUCCACCAGCGCUAA
Messenger RNA from Cyphomyrmex costatus, 1275 nucleotides. Its product is annotated as zinc finger and SCAN domain-containing protein 12-like. The annotation marks the transcript as partial. The transcript is spliced from 3 exons. The record is from RefSeq and is a predicted model, not a curated record. NCBI's taxonomy places the organism in Eukaryota, Metazoa, Arthropoda, Insecta, Hymenoptera, Formicidae.